Molecule: messenger RNA, 2199 nt
Organism: Exophiala spinifera
Lineage: Eukaryota; Fungi; Ascomycota; Eurotiomycetes; Chaetothyriales; Herpotrichiellaceae
Exons: 3
Coding region: 1-2199 (732 amino acids)
Source: RefSeq, a predicted model, not a curated record
AUGGCCGAACCUCAGUUCUCUUGUGCCUUUUGUGGCCGUGAAUAUGCGUUCACAACCUCUCUUUACCGGCAUUGCCGGAAGACCCACGACUUGGAGGGCAGCGACCGUUCCUGGGCGUUGCCGUUGUCAACCAACACCCCCUCCGCCUCAACGGCUGCCCCUGCUCCCCCUGCUCCCCCUGCUCCCCCUGCUCCCCCUGCUCCCCCUGCUCCCCCUGCUCCCCCUGCUCCCCCUGCUCCUCCUGGUCCCCUUCCUCCUGGUCCUGGUCCUACUCCGGCUCCUGCUCCUGCUCCUCCGCCCCCGCAACCGCCUGCCCCUUUGGUUCCCGGGCUGCCACCUCCGACGGCGGCGCCGACGUACCCUCCCGUGCCUGGUGAAGCAGCGUCCUCCGCCGUGCCAUCGGCUCCUCAAACGGCGGCUAUCCAACAGCGCGUUGAGGAGUUGAUGGCACGGCCGCUGUCUUCAUUCAGGACAACUCGUCACCAAGAUCACUCGGUGGCGAGACGAGGGGCCAACGACUUCGACCCGACGGAGGGCCUGCCGGUGAAGAAGUACCGACUAGACAGCGUCCGCGUCUCACAAGACGCUUACUUAGACCCUCUCGACGCGGGCCGGGAGGAGCAGGGGAGGGAGGAGGACCUGUUCGCGCAGGAACUCCCCCUACCUCACUACUUCAAUCAGCUCCCUGAGCUGAAUCAGAAGCUGGUCCGAGCGGCGCGAAUGGCCACUCGGGUGGUCAAGCCAGCCGUCUGGGACUGGAGGAAGAAGGAGUGGGUGAGGCCCGAUGCCUCUGAUUCUCGCGGCUCGGGUCGACAGGACCCCGCCGACGAGAACGGCAACCAGGAGGACGAGGAGGACGACCUCCUGGAUGCAGACGGCCUGCCAGAAAAGCGACGAAAGACCGGUGCCGCGACCGAGGGUCGCUAUUUUGAAAUCAAAAAAUGGGUGCCGAUUCCGGCUGCUGUUGCUGAAAAGAUGUCUGAACCGAAGUACCUCGCAGACCGACGACCAGGAAUGCCCAGCCUUUAUGGCAACACGAGUGUCUACAAAGCAACAAAUGGGUAUGGCACCCUUGGGCCGAUGCCCGCAGCUGGGCUUUCGAAUGGCCCUGGCUAUGAUCUGGGUGAUGGAGCUGGGCUGGGAAAUGCGACAGGUGUGCUCUCCGGAUCUGGACAGCCUGCAACGCCCACUCCACGACGAAACAUGCCUCCCAUCAGAAAGAGCAAGAAACGCAAGGGCGGCCCUGGCAGACGCAAGGCUGUGCCUGUUGAUGCGCCGGUGGAAGGAGGAACGGUCAUGGAGAAUGAAAAUGAUCCAGCAGCACAUACUCCAACAGUCGAACAGGAGCAAGAUCAGGAAGGUGACAGCGAAGGUGAAGGCAGUGAAGAGGGCGAAGUCAUGGAUGUUGACGCUUUAACCACUCAAAUCGAACUUCAGCCUGAAACUCAAAUGGACUCUCAACCCGACAGUCAAACUGCACAAGAGGGAACAACUGAGAAAGUUUCUUUGAUGGCACCUGAGUCCAAUCCUGCACCCGAAAGCGAAGCUGAAGUUUCAACUGAGAUUAUAACGGAUCCAGUCGUUGCCACAGUCACAACAACCGACAUUCGCGCCAGUGAGGAUGCUACUGUCAGCGAGAUCAAACCUUUGGAUGUUCUUGAUCAAGUCCCUUUCACAUCCGAAGCCGUUGAAGCAGCUGUUAUCGAAACUGAAACUACCCUCGAACCUCCAACUGAUGAGCUCAUUGAACCUGAUCUCGUUCCGGAGCCUAUUACUCAGACUGUUGUUGAGGCUGCCGCCAACAAUAUCACCGGACCCGUCCCAGAACCUGCUAUUGAGACUGCCAUCACUCCUGUUGCUCUACCAGUCGUCGAACCAGUCAUCACUCCUGUUGCACAACCAGUCGUCGGACCAAUCAGCGCUCCAGUUCCUCAACCAGCCGUCGAACCACUCACUCCUGAAGAACCUGAACCUGAAGUCGAACCUCAAACCGAACCUCUACCUGAACCUGGUGCUGGUACUGAAGUUGAAGUCGAAGCUCAAGCUCCCGCUCAACCCGAAAACCCACCUACAGUUCUUGAACCAACAGACAAACCCAUAACCACAAACAAAAGCGACGAUGAACCGAAAGAAGGUGAAGUCGACUUACUUGGCAAUUUAGAAGCCGCUGUUGAAAAGGAAGCAAAUGAAGCGAAUUAG